Messenger RNA from Canis lupus familiaris (dog), 2198 nucleotides. RefSeq names its product zinc finger protein 662 (gene ZNF662). Gene Ontology annotation, molecular function: DNA-binding transcription factor activity; RNA polymerase II cis-regulatory region sequence-specific DNA binding. Lineage: Eukaryota; Metazoa; Chordata; Mammalia; Carnivora; Canidae. The record is from RefSeq and is a predicted model, not a curated record. Gene Ontology annotation, biological process: regulation of transcription by RNA polymerase II.
GCAGGAGCCAAGCGCGGGCGCAGAGGUGUUCACAGAGCCCUGUGCGCCGCGACGAACGUCCAGCUUUUCCAGGUCACUGGUUUUUGCAGAGCUGGUUAUGUCCGGAGGAGUCAGUGACCUUCGAGGAUGUGGCCAUCUACUUCUCUGAGAACGAAUGGACCGGCCUGGCCCCUGCUCAGAGGGUCCUGUACAGGGACGUGAUGCUGGAGAAUUAUGGGGCUGUGGCUGCCCUGGCAGCAUUUCCAUUUCCCAAACCGGCUCUGAUUUCCCAGCUGGAGCGAGGGGAAGCACCCUGGUGCAAGGCUCCUCAGGGAGCUCUGGAUGGAGAGGGCCCGAGGGGCAUCUCCUCAGGAUAUCCAUUUCUAAAGCCUGCUGGGAUCUCGCAUUUUAAGCAGGUGGAAGAACCAUUGAACCUGAAACUUCAAGGAGAGGGUCCAAGCCUAACCUGUACUGAGGGUGUGUUGAAGAGUGAGAAAGAAGAUUUUAUUCUGAAGGAGGGAAAUUUUGAGGAGGCAAAGGAUCACAUGGUGCUAUCAAGUGGACCCCGGUGGUGUGGCUCCCAGGAAUUCUGGUUUGGAAAAACCUGUGAGGAGGAAAAAAGCAGGUUAGGGAGGUGGUCUGACUACUCCAAUGGGAGAAGUUUGGAGAACACCGCAAAUGAUAUUAUAGAAGUGAUUGUCAAAGAUGAGAUGGUCUCUGGCGAAGAUAGUUCAGAGAAUACUGGUGUUAAUAUCCCCCUUGGUAUACAUCAGAAAAUUUUCAGUGAGCAGGUAUUCUAUAUAUGUGAAGAAUGCGGCAAGUGUUUUGAUAAAAAUGAAGACUUUGACCAACAUCAGAGAAUUCAUAAUGGAGAGAAGGUCUAUGGAUGUAAGGAAUGUGGGAAGACUUUCAGUUUUAGAUCACAUUGCAUUGCACAUCAGAGAAUUCACACAGGGGUGAAACCAUACGUGUGUCAAGAAUGUGCUAGCUUCGUUUGGAAGUCAAACCUGAUUCGGCACCAGAGAAUACAUACUGGAGAGAAACCCUUUGAAUGUAAGGAAUGUGGGAAGGGCUUUAGUCAGAACACAAGCCUUACACAGCACCAGCGAAUCCACACUGGAGAAAAACCAUAUACAUGUAAGGAAUGUGGGAAAAGCUUUACUCGGAACCCAGCCCUACUUCGACAUCAGAGAAUCCACACUGGGGAGAAGCCUUAUGAAUGCAAGGACUGUGGGAAAGGCUUUAUGUGGAACUCCGAUCUUGCUCAGCACCAGAGGGUCCACACAGGGGAGAAGCCUCAUGAAUGUACUGACUGUGGGAAAAGCUUCAUCUGUAAGGCACACCUUAUCCGACAUCAGAGAAUCCAUACUGGGGAAAGGCCGUAUAAAUGUAAUGACUGUGGGAAGGCCUUCAGUCAGAAUUCUGUUUUGAUUAAGCACCAGCGGCGCCAUGCUAGAGAGAAACCUUGUAAUUGUCAGAUAUCUCACCUUCUUGAACAUUAGAGAAUGCAUAACGGUGAUAUUUGUUUAUAAUUCUUAUGCUAUAGGAACCCCAGAGACAAAACAAGGUGAUCGUCCACUUUGUUAUAACUUUAAUAGCCAGUAUUAUCUUGUCCUCUCUGAACAGGUACCCUGUACUCUAGUAAGACUGGUCUCCCUGUUCAACCAUGUUCAUGCUAGGCAACUUUUAGUUGAGUAUCUACCCUGUCAGGUACUGUGCUAACCACACAUACAGUCUUUAGUUUUUCUUACUCCUAUUAAGGUAGGUACUUAUACUCAUUUUACAAAUGAGAGAUCUGAGGUUGAAAGAAGUUAUAAAACUAAUUCAAGGUCACUCAGCUAACAUGUUAUAGAAUUGAGAUUCAAGUAGGUCUAUCUGACUCCGGAGUCUGCUGUUCUCUAUUUGUGCACAUUUCUACUUCUUCUCAAAUUUAUUUGCUCAACUUUCCCUAGGCUAAAAAUUUCCUUCCUCAUCUAAGACCCAGCUCCUUCAAAUGAACAGACCUUCCUCUUCUACUUGUAAUCAGUACUGUCCAAAUUGGUAUUUAACUAUGUGCUGUCUUAUAUUUUUCUAAUGUCUAUGUGUGUUAGUCCAGCUAAAUGGUUCUUGAAGAUCAAUACUGUAUUUUAAGUUUUUCAAAUUUGGAAACUUAUUUAUUUCUGAGUAGGUAUAAUGUGCUUAUGGUAAAAAAAAAAAAAAAAGUUGAAAUAGUUUAAAAA